Aureobasidium pullulans EXF-150 is the source of this 1531-nucleotide messenger RNA. RefSeq lists its product as uncharacterized. The coding region runs from base 405 to 1349 and encodes 314 amino acids. The record is from RefSeq and is a predicted model, not a curated record. The transcript is spliced from 5 exons. Lineage: Eukaryota; Fungi; Ascomycota; Dothideomycetes; Dothideales; Saccotheciaceae.
ACUCUGCACUUGCAAUAUCAGAGGGAGUCAGAUAACCAGAUCCCGACAAAGAAACUCUCAAUGGUCGUGCUCUGUCUUGUAGUACCAUCGUGUAUUGCGGCGGGCCUCAACACCGGCUACAUCCUGGAGAGGGAUAAAUAGCUAUGCACAAGUCAUUCAUGAUUUCAUCUCGGCUCUCUGUCUCUCAGUCUUGCCUUGCGUUCCGAUUCUCCCUUCCACGUGCGGGCAUGAUCUGGGCGUCCGCGCCUUCCUCUCUUGUUCAGUUUCACUCUAUCACACCCUCACCGAGCACGGCCUUUGGCGUCUUCUUCGUGUCAAGCCGGCGCGUCACCCCAGCUUCCUCACCCUCGAACUUUCUUUCCCACCUCGAGUCGUAGGCGCCCUUAGCUUCCAUCGCCGGCAUCAUGGCCAUCAUCCCGGAUGUUCCAUACGUUUCGGUCGAUAUCGUCGUUGAUGGACGCGCACUUCCUGAAUACCUGGAUGAGGACGACCAUGAAUCAUUGUCUUCCAACAGUACCAUCAAAUAUGUCGAAUGUGUCUCUGGUUCGAAGUUCGGCAUACGCACUAACAUCACUGGUAUGGAGCCCUGGGAUCUUGAGGGCGGCGACAUUGUCUUGGAGGACUACUUCCUUGAUGGCAAAUGGGUCGAUGGCGCUGUCAAAUCUUUCCCGUUGAACAGACAUCAUGCUAUAUCAGUGCGUCAUGCAGCUCGACACCGGGAGGGCGGAACGUGGAAGGAGCGUGACUUCAUGUUCGCCGACCUCGUAACCACCGAAGAUGCGAUCAGCAAAACUCUGAAGCCUGACCUCAAGGACCUGGGUACUAUCACAGUCAAGCUUUACUAUGCCGAAUUGCUCGAGAAAAGACAAAAGACACAACACAACCACCAGAGAGUCAAGUUUGGCCACGAAAAUCUACAUGAAAAACAUCUCAAAGGCCAAGCAAUGUCAUAUCAAGCCAAGCUGGGAGAAGCAGUUCCCAUCCAAGGCCCUGCGACCGUCAGCGCCCGCCGUCUUGGUGAAGCGUUUGCAGUGUUCACCUUCCGUUACCGUUCGCGCAGAGACCUACAAACCAUGUACCUCAUCCCCAGAAGUGCAAGUCCAGUUCCUCUGGAGGAUCGUCCAGAAGAGUCCCUCAACAGAGAAGAGCUUCUCGAGCUCCUGCGAAGACAGAAGGCUCGCCAGGAUGAGCAAGCGGCGAUCAAGAAAGAGCUCAAGCGUGAACGCACUGAGGUCGAUGACAGCGAUGAUGACCUGAUGAUAAUAUCCUCUCGCCGACCCGCCAAAUCGUUCAAGUCUUCAACCAAUGUGGACACAGGCAUAGAGACCAUUGACCUGACUGAUGGUUGAUGGGGUUGAUUGAACGAGGAAUUGGCUGUAUUGUGCUUUUACAGCCCCCGACACUGUCGCAGACAUUAUCGCUGAAGUUCGCUCUGCCAGCAUGGAGAGCGCGAGAUACCUUCUCACAGCAUGAUACCCACAAUAGCAAUACGACUAAAUAGCUGAUGAAUUACGAACAAGACUGCAUACCU